Molecule: messenger RNA, 1544 nt
Organism: Rhododendron vialii
Lineage: Eukaryota; Viridiplantae; Streptophyta; Magnoliopsida; Ericales; Ericaceae
Product: chromatin remodeling protein EBS-like
Exons: 5
Coding region: 598-1248 (216 amino acids)
Molecular function (GO): chromatin binding
Source: RefSeq, a predicted model, not a curated record
GCCAUUCGGCGUAAUAGCUCCUCCUGUAAUCUUUCCAGACAAUCUCCGUUUUCUCCUAGUCAACGUAGACAGCCAGCCAUGAGCCAUGGGAUUUCUCUCUCUGUUAAAACGAAAGAAAAAGACAGCUGCGCUUACGAUACGAGUGGUGUCCAGAAAGAUUACAGGAAAAUCUAAUGAGAGUCUACGAAGAAAUGGGUUACCGUAAUCAUGCAUCGUAACAAACUUCCACACCGGCCCUGACUGACCCAGAGUUGUUUCCACAAAUCACCUUUCAUUAAUUGUUCUUCAAUUAGCUGUGGAUUAGUAGUCGUAGUACAAUUUGUAACCCCCUACAGUAAGUUGAAGCCUAUUCCGUUCUCUCCUCCCAAAAUCUAGGGUUUAUAAAACAACAACAACUAAAACAACAACCACCCCAUUUCCGCUUCUAAACGAUGGGACUAGACUACCCUCGAGAACCACCGAGCCAUCCCCCGCAAUGCGCAUAGGGUUUCGAUUCCGCCGUUGAAAUACUCUCCGCAACCGAUAAAUGUGCGUGUAGCUCUCUCUCUUUAUCUGUAUCCGUGUACAAGGCUCACUUUUCGCACCUGACCGCACGCGAUGGCCAAAAUCAGACCAGGCAAACGGGACUUGGACUCUUACACCAUCAGAGGCACCAACAAAGUCGUCAGAGCUGGGGAUUGUGUGUUGAUGCGACCAUCAGACAACAAUACACCCCCAUACGUUGCGCUUGUGGAGAAGAUUGAGGCCGAUAAUCGGAACAACAUCAAGGUUAGAGUGAGGUGGUACUACAGGCCGGAGGAGUCGAUGGGAGGGCGGAGACAGUUCCAUGGCUCAAAAGAGCUGUUCUUGUCGGACCACUGUGAUGUUCAAAGUGCUCACACCAUUGAAGGCAAGUGCAUUGUUCAUUCCUUCAAGAACUACACUAAGCUUGAAAAUGUUGGGGCUGAAGAUUACUACUGUCGAUUUGAGUACAAAGCCGCCACGGGUGCGUUCAUGCCUGACCGUGUUGCAGUGUACUGCAAAUGUGAAAUGCCAUAUAAUCCGGAUGAUUUGAUGGUUCAGUGUGAGUUAUGCAAGGACUGGUAUCAUCCUAGUUGUGUGAACAUGACCAUUGAAGAAGCAAAAGUGUUAGACAAGUUCCUGUGUUCUGAUUGUAAGCCUGAGAAUGAUAUGAAGAAAUCUCAGAAUACAGUUACCACCUCUUCACUGACUAAUGGCAAGGUAGAGUCCAAGCGCCGGAAGAAGUGAGUGCAUUUGAAGGACGGAUCAUGACCUGCGAAGAGCCAUGAGUGUUAUAGCAGUGGUUAUUGUUGGUGUUGUACAGUGCAGAUAACUAUGUUGGUGCUCUUCUUAGACUAACGAUUGUAGUAGCUUGUUGUCUCUUACCAAGUUGUGUGUGCUAGAUUUAAGAUAUGGUUGUAUCACUCUCUGUGCAGAAAGGUGAUUAAGUAGCUAAAUGUAUGAUCCAGAGUCCAGCGUGCUGAUUUUGUGCCUCUGGUGCUACUAUGGGAGUUAAUUAAAAUCUCACUAUCAACUUGGAACCA